AUGGUGUCUGUCCACGCUCUUGCUGCCGGCUCUCUUACCCUUCCUGAGCGCUUCUUUGUCCAGCCUGUUAACGACCCGGACGCUCGGAAGUCUGUUCCAUCUUUGUCGUUUCUGAUUCAGCAUGAGUCGGAGACGCAAGCCGCGCGAAUUCUGUUCGAUCUCGGCAUUCGUCGUGACCUUCUGGCUUAUUCGCCACAAAUAUGCAAACAUCUAGCUACGCGACAGCCAGUCGUAUCGCGGCCAGAUGUCGUGGAAUCGCUCGCAUCUGGUGGGCUCCAUCCGAGUGACAUCGACAUAGUCAUGCUCAGCCAUGUACACUGGGAUCACAUCGGGACCCCCUCCGACUUUCUCCACUCGCUGUUCGUUGUUGGGAACGGGUCGCUCGACCUCUUGAGCGGUAGGACUAGGCUGCAAAAUGGAUCUCACAGCCAUUUCGAGAGGGAUCUGCUGCCUCUUGACCGAACAAUUCAGUUGAGAGAUACCUCCCACGGGAGGCCAGUAGAGACGUCCGAGGUGCUCCAACUCCAAGGCAAAGAGAUGCGUCUGGGUCCGUGGUACCCAUUUAGCUCUCUUCCACAUACCAUUGACUUCUUCGGAGAUGGUAGCCUUUACAUCGUGUCUGCACCUGGGCACCUUCCCGGCCACAUCAACCUUCUCUGCCGGACCGCCGUUGACCGUUACAUCUACCUAGCCGGUGAUGCAUAUCACGACACGAGACUGCUCUCGGGUGAAUGUAGGAUUGCUGAAUGGAGGGAUGCCGAACGCUCAGAACUUGUGUGUUGCAUUCACGCAGAUCGCCGGCAAGCCGAGGAGACCAUCAACCGCAUCAGAGCGUUGCAGCAUGAUGAGACCCUCCUUGGGCCCGUAGAAGUGGUUGCUGCACACGAUGCCGCCUGGGCGGAAGCUGCAGCAGCCAAGGGCAGAUACUGGCCAGGGAAACUCUGA
Molecule: messenger RNA, 945 nt
Organism: Coniosporium apollinis CBS 100218
Lineage: Eukaryota; Fungi; Ascomycota; Dothideomycetes
Exons: 1
Coding region: 1-945 (314 amino acids)
Source: RefSeq, a predicted model, not a curated record